AUGGCAUACGCAACAGCAAACACACAAAUCCCACAACAUGUUACGGCUCUACUUUCACAUCUUACAUCACGCCCUGGCGUACAAUCCACCUUCAUCCUUUCCCGCAAAGACGGAUCCAUAAUCCAAAGCACCGGGCUCUUCGCCUCAGCACCGACGAGAAAUAGCACGACAAGCGCGACACAGACCCCGCCCGCAACGGACGGCGCAAACAGCACUUCUACCCCUCCUGCAGAAUCAUUGGAUCCUUCUUCACCCCCCGGCACAAACACAGUACCAGCCCCUACCGCCCAGAAACCAUACCAGCCGUCUCAGGCGGAAUCUCUAGCGGCGCGGAUCUUUGCUUUCGUGUCGAGUGCGUCUGAACUGGGGAUGUCGAUGUCGCGUCCGCCCGCGGAGAAUAGGGAUAGCUAUCAGACUGGGUUGAAUGGGUCGUCUGAGCUAGGAGAUGGUGCGGCGAGAGACGAUGCGAGGACGGAGGGUGUGGACAGGGAGGAGGACGAUGAGGUUAAGCUGCUCCGGUUGAGGACUAAGAAGCAUGAGAUCGUGGUCGUGCCGGAUAGGAAGUAUCUCCUAUGUGUGGUGCAUGAUGCUGCGCAUGCGCCGGGGGGUUCGGGGGCUGCGGGGGUGCUACAGAGUAUCGCGCUAUGCAAUGAUUGUGCCCUUGGUGAUUUGGUGCCAUCGGUUACCGAUGGUGCAGCGGGGUGUUACCCCUCUCGCAGACAAGCUAUCUUGAUGGGGUUUCAUCAGCUUAUCAAUGGUCACUGCGUCGUGAUUCUGUCUGUAUCCAGUUUCAUCUAUCCAUCGCCAUUUCGAUCGGCAGAGAUGGCUGCCGAAUUUGACAUUGCACAGGCUAGGACUCGUUUUCCCGCUUUGAAGCUAAAGCGGGUGUUCCUGGAUAAUGCAGGAGGCAGUCAGGUUUUGGACACUGUGAUCGAAUCGAUUACAUCUUACCUCUCUACCACCAAUGUUCAAUUGGGAGCGACCUAUGGCAUAUCUCGGGCAGCCACCGCUGCAUUUGCUAAGGGCUACGAGGCGGCGGCAGAGUUUAUCAAUGCGAGUCCUGAUGAGAUCUGCCUGGGUAUAUCAACAACUCAGCUAUUGCACAACCUUUCGACCGCGCUGAGGUUCCAACCCGGUGAUGAGUUGGUUCUCUCGAAGCUGAACCACGAAGCCAAUUCAGCCCCCUGGGUUCGGGUCGCCGAACGGCUGGGUUUGCAGGUGAAGUGGUGGUCUGCAUCGGAUUCUAGAAACCCUGUUUGUGAUUUGGAUGAGCUGGGUCAAUUGCUCUCGGAGAAGACGAGGCUCGUUGCAUGCCCACAUGCUUCGAACAUCACGGGAACAAUCACGAACGUCAGAGAGAUUGCGAAGCUCGUUCAUCAGUAUCCACGGGCUCUUCUCUGCGUGGAUGGGGUUGCGCUUGCGCCGCAUCGGCAGGUAGAUGUGAAGGAUCUGGAUGUCGAUAUCUAUGCGUUCUCAUGGUACAAAGUCUACGGGCCGCACAUUGCUCAAUUAUACGCCUCAUCUCGAGUUCAUGAUCAGAUCGACACCCUUGGCCAUUUCUUCAAAGGCACAGACACGCUGGACCUGAAGCUGAAUCUAGCAUCCGCCAGCUACGAAGCGACACAGUGUAUUCCUGCGGUUCUUGAAUAUCUUGGACCCAAUCCCACAGCUACAUGGGACAAGAUCGCCUCCUAUGAAGAGAAACUGCAGGCGAUACUGCUGGACUAUCUCAGGAGCGAGGAUCAGAUUACAAUCUGUGGUGAGCCGUCAGCAAGCAAGGAGCUUCGCGUCCCCGUAGUCAGUUUCACAGUGCAAGGCAUCAAGAGCCGAAAGGUUAUCGAAGAAGUCGAGCGGCGGACGUGGUUUUGUUUUCGCCAUGGCCAUAUGUACAGUCACCGGCUGUUGAACGAUAUCGUGGGUUUGGAGGAUGUCGAAGAUGGUGUAGUACGGAUCAGCAUGCUGCAUUACAAUACUGAGGAAGAAAUCACCCUCCUGGUUGAGAGCUUGAAAGAAGUGAUUAGCUCUCUGAGCUCCAUCUCGUCAACUUCUACGAACCCGGUUGAUGUGAUCUGGGAAAAUGAAGGCGAAUACCAGGUGGCUGGAAGAACCUUGACUUCUGCGACUAGCUCGCGUGGCGGUGUGAGGGUUGUUUUGCCCAAAGCUACCGAUGCGGCGGUCGCGCCUGAGUUGCGGAGACACCCUCGGCGCACCAACAGCUGCAUGGCUCAGUCCAGUGGCGUCAGUUGUGCCCGUCCUCCGCCGUGCCUCCUGCGACAGUCUGAUCGGAAGGUCAACUUUGUUGACAAUCUUGUCGACACCGCAUCGCAGAUCGUGGAGAUAAUCUGGCCCUUGUCAGCAGUGGCAUCUCGCAGCGACUCUGCCACAGGUUGCAAAGGUGUUUUGCCCCUUCGUACUUUCAUUCAGGAAACUCUCCGUCGGUCGCGCACCAGCUACAGCACUCUGCAGGUUGCCCUGUAUUAUCUGAUCAAGAUCAAGGAGCACGUGCCUCGCUGUGAUUCGGAACAGGAACAACAACCGCGGAACAAGCCGGUCUGCCGUGCCAUGCAAUGUGGCCGUCGCAUGUUCCUUGCAGCUUUGAUCCUUGCAUCAAAGUACCUUCAGGACCGCAACUACUCCGCCCGUGCUUGGAGCAAGAUCUCCGGUUUGAAUACAGCGGAAAUCAACCAGAAUGAGUUGAUGUUUCUUGAAGCGGUUGGUUGGAGACUUCACGUUCCUGAAGCCACCUUCCAGCGUUGGACGGACAUUGUCCUGAAGUUUACCCCUGGAGCUGGUGGGCCUUUUGCCGGGGAAGGGCAGUGCUGGCGAACGGUCAUCCCCAAGCUCACCCCUGAAUUGGACACAGUGGAUGUUGAGCCUUCCACUUCCUCUAGCAUGGGAGGAUUCGAAUCGGGCCUCGUGUCUGACUCACCUUCUCCUCGUUCUCCACCGACGGGUGAGCAUCCCAGCCCGCCAUCCGUUUACAGUCAGGGGCUGGCGUAUCAGCGGUACUCGCCACUGUCUACUGGAGCUUCGUCUCUUCCCUCCAUGCCACGACCACCUAUGCUGCCAACGCCUCAGUUGACGCCUCAGACGACCAUUGCUACCACUCCUGCUGCGAGUGCUAGCGCCUUCUGCGCCCGCCGGGCUUCCAUCUGCGCUGCUAUGUCUCAAGUGCAAAACAUGUGCAUGGCGCGGUCGACUCUCGACCAGCGCCCGUCGCUGGCGUUUUGCCCAAAGGCUAACACGUUUGAUGGAUACCCGACCGUGGUUCGCAGGUCGUCUCUGGCCCGCUCGACUUCUUCGGCGUCAUCUCCUGAUUCGAUGAUUUCCGAUGUGUCGACGCUGUCAUCGUCGAGUCUGUCAUCUUGCUCUUCCGGGUCUGCUCCUGUCUCCUCCAUCCUGGGCACUUGCGCCUCUGCCAAGCCUCGCUUGGCUGUCAAGGCCACGCUUCGAUGCACCAGCAACUCACUCAAGGAAUGUCGGAAGGCUUUGGCCAUCGCGUCUCCUAUCGAUGAGGGCUCGCUUGGUGACGUCUACAGCUCCCCUGAGACCUACUUGGGCGCAGUUGGCCAGGUCCCGGAUCUGUCCAAUUUCUCUCUGGGCACUCCCGUUGACCAUGAGGCAGCUCAAAGCCUUUGUGAAUUGUCGGGGGCUAUUUCCCGCCCUGCCCAGACGUUCGAGCAAGGAACAACGGCUCAGCGACAAUGCCGGAAACGUGGCCGCACAGGCUCCGAGGAUCUUCUGUGGCAGAACCAUGUCCGCCACCUGAUGAACCUCAAUGCGCGGAACGAGGGCAAGGCUUCGGAUGGUUCCAUGGGCGAUAUGCUUUCUGAUUCGAAACAUCCUCAGUCUCUCUCCGCUGCUCAACUCAGUCUCCUGACUGUUAGCGCUCCUUUGUCUGGACCAGCUGGCAUGAAGCGUGCUUGCUGUGGCAGCGAAGCGAGGAAGAUUGCGCUCAACCCGAGCGUGCGAUCGGAGUACAUGGGCUAG
Aspergillus thermomutatus is the source of this 3990-nucleotide messenger RNA. RefSeq lists its product as uncharacterized. The transcript is spliced from 11 exons. Lineage: Eukaryota; Fungi; Ascomycota; Eurotiomycetes; Eurotiales; Aspergillaceae. Gene Ontology annotation, molecular function: protein kinase binding. The record is from RefSeq and is a predicted model, not a curated record. Gene Ontology annotation, biological process: regulation of cyclin-dependent protein serine/threonine kinase activity. The coding region runs from base 1 to 3990 and encodes 1329 amino acids.